CAGCUUCCUAGGGUUUUGCUUAUUGAAGACGCAACUGGCCUUCUCUGGUCAACCUUUUGAUUGUCAAAAUUGCGCAAAACCUCUGUUGCUGUCGGCUGUCCAGUGAAAAGAUCGAAGGAGAGAGUAGCAGAAAAUUUAAGGAACAGGGAAGGCAGAGAGAGAGAGAGGGAGAAAAUGGAAGGAGAGAUCUACAACUUCUCCAAGUUAUGCAUCACAGCUUUGAUGUCUAUGUGCUACUGCUACAUAGUUGGCAGGACCAUCCCAAAAGGUACUCAAAGACUCUUAGCGAUGCUACCCGUCGUGGCUCUGUUUCUUUAUCUUCCUCUUAAUCUCUCCACAGUGAAUCUUAGCGGCCAAACUGGCUUCAUCCUUUCCUGGCUUGGCAACUCCAAACUCCUCCUCUUUGCCUUCGGCAAAGGGCCUCUAUCUUCAGAUCCAUCCAUCUCUCUUCCAUGCUUCUUGGCCAUUGCUUGCUUACCCAUCAAGAUCCAACAGACCCCACUUCGAGAAUCACCGCAGAGGACAGACAGCACCGAAGAUCAGACAAACCCACCUCACAAAGGCCAUCGUAAAAUAAAACCACUUCCUCAAAAUCCUGAAAACACUAGACAGAAAGCUAUCUUGUCCCUGAACUAUCCCACAAAAGCUUUGCUUUUUCUGAUGCUAUUACAUUUAUACGAUUAUGGCGACCACUUCCAUCCGAACGUGAUCUUGUUCCUCUAUUGCUGCCACAUAUACCUUGCGCUUGAGCUGAUCUUAGCCUCCAUACAAGCCGCAGCUCGAGUAGGCUUUGGGAUGGAACUGGAGCCGCAGUUCCAUGAGCCGUACCUGUCGUCUUCCCUUCAGGACUUCUGGGGGAAGCGGUGGAACCUCAUGGUCACCAACAUCCUGCGAUCGACCGUCUACAAACCGGUCCACAGUGCUGCGUCAGCGGUUGUUGGGCCCAAGUGGGCUGCACUGCCGGCAGUGAUGGCCGCUUUCCUGGUGUCGGGGCUCAUGCACGAGCUGAUAUUCUUCUACAUGGGGUGCGUGAAGCCCACUUGGGAGGUCACGUGGUUUUUUGUGUUCCACGGGGCAUGUUUGGUGGUCGAGGUGGUGGUGAAAAGGAAGUAUGGCGCGAAGUGGCGGUUGCCGAGGGCCUUGGCCGGUCCAAUGAUCGUGACAUUUGUAAUGGUGACCGCAUCUUGGCUGUUUCUUCCACCGCUGCUGAGGGAUGGUGUGGACAAGAAGGGGUUGGAAGAGUACGCAGCUGCAGGCGCGUUCAUUAAGGACGUCAGUCGAGUUGUGAUGUCUCGGAUUUCAUAGAAUACGUCGAUUGAAUAUCUCAUGAUGAUUCUAACAAAUCAGAGAGUUGGGAAUAGGUCUCUCUUGUUUCUUCAUGUGAAUGCCGGCAUCGGAUUUCCAUUUUUC
Molecule: messenger RNA, 1410 nt
Organism: Rhodamnia argentea
Lineage: Eukaryota; Viridiplantae; Streptophyta; Magnoliopsida; Myrtales; Myrtaceae
Product: acyl-CoA--sterol O-acyltransferase 1-like
Exons: 2
Coding region: 175-1305 (376 amino acids)
Biological process (GO): lipid metabolic process
Source: RefSeq, a predicted model, not a curated record